Messenger RNA from Pygocentrus nattereri (red-bellied piranha), 5331 nucleotides. RefSeq names its product papilin a, proteoglycan-like sulfated glycoprotein (gene paplna). Gene Ontology annotation, molecular function: serine-type endopeptidase inhibitor activity; metalloendopeptidase activity. Lineage: Eukaryota; Metazoa; Chordata; Actinopteri; Characiformes; Serrasalmidae. The transcript has 29 exons. Gene Ontology annotation, cellular component: extracellular matrix. The coding region runs from base 244 to 3846 and encodes 1200 amino acids. Gene Ontology annotation, biological process: extracellular matrix organization. The record is from RefSeq and is a predicted model, not a curated record.
GUGAGAGAGGGGCGCUCAAACAUCCCCGUCAACUCCACAGCAGAGCUCAGCAGCAGCAGCAGCAGCAGCCGCCGCUCCACAGCCCGGCUCACCUCCACACGCGCUGAAAGCUGGAGCGCUUCACUUCCCUCAGCCGCAGCGGGUUAUUGAAUGAGUGACUACCUAAACCACAGUGGAAACACCCAGGUUCAUUCCCUCAGAGGUACAUCCUAAAUAGGAAUCAGCUGUGUCCUGAAGUGAACAAUGAAGCUGCUGUUGGCCGUGGCUUCCCUGCAGUUAGUCCUGGCCUCUGUCUACAUGCUGCCCAGUGGUGAUUACUGGGACGAAUGGGGACCAUAUGGAGAGUGCAGCCGCACGUGUGGCAGCGGGGUAACCGUGAGGAUGAGGCGUUGUGUGACUCAGCGGACUGAUGGAGGGCACAACUGUGUCGGACCCGAUAAGUCGUACCGCUCUUGCAAUAUUCAGGACUGCCCUGAGGGAUCCAGAGAUUUCAGAGAGGAACAAUGCUCUCAGUUUGAUGGCACUGACUUCCAUGGAAAACUCUACAAGUGGCUGCCUUACUAUGGAGCGGAAAACCCAUGUGAGCUGAACUGCAUCCCCAGAGGAGAAAACUUCUACUAUCGUCACCGCUCCUCAGUGGUGGAUGGCACACCCUGCCACCCAGGCAGGAAGGAUAUCUGUGUGGAGGGAGUCUGCAGGCGUCUGGGCUGUGACAGCAUGCUGGACUCUACCCAGCAGGAGGACCCUUGCCUGGUGUGUGGGGGGAACGGUCAGUCCUGCCAAGCCAUCAAGAACACUUUCUCCAUGCGGGAUCUGCCUAACGGGUACAAUCAAAUGAUCAUCAUUCCUGUUGGUGCUACCAGCAUCCGCAUCAGUGAAGCUGUAGCUACUCGCAACUACUUGGCUAUCAAGAACCUGCGUGGUGAGUACUACCUUAACGGGCACUGGGUGAUUGAAUUUUCCCGUGCUACCCCAAUUGCUGGCACCAUGCUGUACUAUCAGAGAGGAACAGAGGGGGAGAUGACCCCUGAAACCAUCAUUGGCCGUGGACCUACCACUGAGCCCCUGGUCAUUGAGCUGAUCACUCAGGAGCCCAACAGAGGAGUGGACUACGAGUAUUAUCUGCCCAGUGGUCGUUCUAGAGAGGGCUACUACUGGAGCUAUGGCUCCUGGUCUGCCUGCAGCAAGGAAUGUGGCUCUGGUUAUCAGUCUCGUCUGGUCUUCUGUACUAUUGAUAAUGAAGCAUACCCAGACUAUUUGUGUGCUUCCCUGCCUCGACCUCUCAAUAACCGCACAUGCAACGAGCAACAGUGCCCCCUCACCCGCAGGAUGGCGUAUGUGUACCAGCCGCAAUUGUGGAGACCCAGAGAGCCACCACGUGUCUAUGUUCAGGUGUACAGCUGGAAGAUAGGUGAAUGGAACCAGUGUUCAGUGACGUGCGGUGGUGGCUCUCAGGUGCGGCGAGUGGAGUGCAUAUCCCAUGACGCAUCUGGAGUGCGGGUGGUGGAGGACUCUCUGUGUGAGACCUACGCUCUCAAACCUCUCAGUCAACAAAACUGCAACAUGCAGCAGUGUGCCCAGUACAGCGUGUCCUCCUGGAGUCAGUGCUCUGUGACAUGCGGCUCUGGGGAGCAGAUGAGGGAUGUGGUGUGUGUGGGAUCAGGAGGAAACCGUCUGGAGGACUACAUGUGUGGGACCCUGCUGAAGCCCCCCAGCACACAAGCCUGUGAGAUGCCGGCCUGCAGAAUCCUUGUUGGCUGGCAUAUUGGGGACUGGGGUCUGUGUUCUAAAAGCUGUGGCUCGGGGCUGCGGGAGCGGCAGGUGAUCUGUUCAGACACACAGAGGAACCUUUACGGGGUGGAGCACUGCAGCAACCAUCCCAAACCCCCUACUGUGGAAACCUGCAACUCCCAGCACUGCUACAGCCCCCAGGUGGUGCCCAGCAUGCAAGACCCAAGAGGCUAUGACAACACCCUACGUGGAUUCCUGCUUUAUGCUCCUGAAGAACAUGCUCCAGUGCAUCAGCCAGUAGAUGUAGACCCUUACCCCAGUACAGGUGUGGUUCCUCACUGUCGUCAGUCUCCAUACGGUUGCUGUCCUGAUGGCAGGACUGCAGCCAGUGGCCCCCGCGGUCAAGGCUGUGUCCAGAGAGUGCCUUGUACCCGCACCAGGUAUGGCUGUUGUCGAGAUGGAGUAUCUAAAGCCAGUGGACCCAAUAAGGAGGGCUGUCCUGAAUAUGUCCCAGAAUAUGUUCCAACUCCUGCCUCUCCACCUGUAGACUGCCGCAUGUCCACAUAUGGGUGCUGUUAUGAUGGAGUGACCACUGCUAGUGGUGCUUACGGAGAGGGCUGCCCCAACCUCCUGCCUAGUGCUCAGCGCAUGUCCUGCGAGCUGCCCCACAGCGCCGGCCUGUGUGACCAGUGGACCGCCCGCUACUACUAUGAUGCCACCUCGUCCCGCUGCAUGCACUUCUGGUACGGCGGCUGCCAUGGCAACAGCAACAACUUUGCCACGCUGGAGGAAUGCCAGCACACAUGUCAGGGAAGUGUGCCUGUCUCCACUGUGUACAAUGCAGAAGCCAACUCAGGCCACAUCCGUCUGGGAACUAGUGCAGCCCAGCAUGCCCGUCGUGCCAGGAUCCAGCUGCGGGGCCGCCGGCCUGCUCCCAGAGCCGUGCAGCUCAGCAGCCCCUCUGCCAGUUGGACUGCUGUGGGUGUGAGUAUAGACAAGUCAGACCCCUCUACAGUGGAGGGGAUAGUGGGACAGGUGGUGGUUUUGCCCUGCAGGGUGAGCCCACCCCCCUCCUCGACCGUGACAGUGGAAUGGAGACGAGACGGCAUUCCUCUCGACCCUGCCAGGCACAGACAGCAGCCUAAUGGCUCUCUGCUGGUGGGUCCUGUAACAGUGGGGGAUUCUGGCUGGUUGCUGUGUGUGGCCACGCGAGAUCGUGAGAGAGAUUACCGCUACAUCUACCUGUCUGUCUCAGAGGUUGCUCAGGAUUCAACGUUACCUCAGGAUGGAGCAGAGAGGACAGAUCCUGUUGACUCACUGGACCCUAUCCCUCAUGACCCACGCCAGCACACACCCAGGUUUAGUAUUGACCGAUCAGGCUCGACGCUGGUUGAGGCGCGUGCAGGUCAGACUGCUAGACUACACUGUACUAUCCUACCCACCUCAGCUACAUCCUCAGUCAGUAUUCAGUGGACCAAAAACGGAGCUGUACUCAACACACUCAGGCAUUCACAGAACUCUGACGGCACCCUGGUCAUUAAUAACCUCACAUCUAAUGAUUCAGGUGUUUACACCUGUGCAGCUGCUAGCAGUCAACAGCUGGAACAAUUGCAAGUCCAGCUCAGAGUUACAGGGGACCUGAGGAUCACCACAGCCCCUAAUAAUGUGCAGGUGUCCCAGGGCAGCACGGCUCAGCUUCCCUGCAUAGUGUCUGGAGAAAACGUCAAUGUGGGCUGGUCCAGGAAUGGUGUGCCAGUAAGGCCAGAUGGACAUCGAGUGCUGGUGUCGGCGGAUGGCACUCUUAUUAUACAUAAUGUACAGCCUGUGGACGAAGGCUCUUAUACCUGCAACGCCUACAGUGGUACAUACUCCGUCAGUGCCACCGCUGAAAUUCGGGUGACCAAAGAUUAUGGUGGAGGCCUUAGCCCAUCGGUUGACUGUGUGGAUGAGCCGGAUUUGGCUAACUGUCAGCUGAUCGUCACUGCCCGCCUGUGUGGCAACCGCUAUUUCUCCAGCUUCUGCUGUGCCAGCUGCUUUCACUAUGCAAUGGGAAAGAGCAGGCCAGGCCGGCAUGGAAAAGGAACAGUGGUCAGAGCUCUAGGCCUCAUAGGCUGACUGGGACUCUCGUGCCUUUUUCUGCAUACAGAGCUGUGCUGAUACGAUUGUAUAUGUUAUUGGACAGCAUGACUCCAUUCCCACGGAAGCCUAAUGUUGGUCAAGUUGCUCAUAUCACAAUCCUGUUUACAUUUGUGUUGGGCUUGGGAACGUGCACUGUAGAGACGCACUGCAAAAAAUGCUAUCUUGUCAAGUAAAAUAAUAUUAAAUGUAGUCAAUGGAUCUAAUGUUUCUUCUGUUAAGAUUGUUGUAAGCUUAAUUUCAGAUUAUUUUCCUUGUUUCUUUAGACAUUUUCAAUUGUAUUAUGUGAAAUGGUCUCAUUAUAUUGGAUAGAUAGAUAGAUAGAUAGAUAGAUAGAUAGAUAGAUAGAUAGAUAGAUAGAUAGAUAGAUAGAUAGAUAGAUCAUUUAGCUUAUUUUAAAAAAUGUUAAAAAAAAAAUUUGCUUGAAACCAGCUAAAUGUAUAGUGAGAAUUUUACUUGAAGGAAUUACUUAAAACAAGUAAAAAAAAAAGCCUAGAAAUAAGCUAAAUAAUCUUAUAGUAGGUGCACAAUCAUCUCAAAAUGGGAAAUCUUACUAUAUAAGAUUUAUUGACUAGAUUAAAGAUCAUUUCACUUGACACAAUACCAGUUUUUUGCAGCGUGCGAGGAGGAGCAGUAUCUCUGCCUGUAUUUAAAAUGGACUCCGUCUCUUUAUGCUGUGAGCAUGACUGAAUUUAAGAUGAUUCUCAAUCUUAUGGAUGAAAAGUGCCAAAUAAUAACUGAAGACAUGGAUUUGCUGCAUGACUGUCGAUCUAUUUUAAGGUUAUUACUAUCAAUCUACACAAACUAAAAAACUAAGCAGUCAAGUGGUGGAGAAUCUUACUGUGAUGUGGUCUGUACUUAAAGCUGUGAAAUCACAGAAAGUGCCUGCACAUCCUUGAGAUUGGAUUGACACAGCUGUCAAUCAUUUCAUUAUCCAGACCCUUUAAUCAGCAGUUAUCUUUUAUAAAACAUUUUAUGUGCUUUUAUUGUAAAGUUAAACACUGGGUGGCUGUGUUAAGAUAAGGGAAACUAGUUCAACACAAGUACCAACAAGAAAUUGACUAGACAUUUUGAAAUGAAGGUUGCCACUAGAGGGUGUCAGAGGCAUUUUGAUUAAACUUUACUGUUUAAUUGCUGCCAUGCUGUCCACUCAUAUAUACAGUCAUCGGUGACAGUACAUCCAAUAUCAGCUUUCACCAGCCGUUUCUACACUGAAAUAACCACAUCUGACCUCAGAUCAGCAGCUAGGAGCAGACUGCCUCUACUCUGGAGGACAAAGGAUUGACAUGUACAAAUGAAAUGUACUGUAAAAGCAAUGUAAUACUGCACUUCAUCUACGUUGUUCUACUUUAUUUAUAAUGAUGUAAACAGCUUUUGUGUUUUGUACUUACUGUAUCUUUGUUUAUGAAGAACUUUUUGUGAAUCACUGUAUAUAAAGAAUUAUAAUAAAAACACACAUAUGAU